CAUUCGUCCCAAAGUUCUUUCAGACAUGGUGCAGGAGGAACUCAUUUUGGUGAAUUUCUGGUCAAGCCCCUUUGGGUGCAGAGUCAAAAUUGCUUUGGAAGAGAAGGGGAUUCCUUACGAAUACAAAGAAGAGGAUCUGUUCAACAAAUCCCCUCUUCUCUCUACAAUCAAUCCUGUUUAUAACAAAGUUCCAGUACUCGUUCAUAAUGGAAAAUCCGUAUGUGAAUCACUAAACAUAGUGGAGUACAUCGACGAGGUUUGGAGCGAUCGAUCAACUUCGUUCCUUCCUUCCGAUCCAUAUGAGAGAUCACAAGCUCGAUUUUGGGCUGAUUUCAUCGACAAAGAGCUAUAUGAAGCAAGCAAGAAGAUAUAUAGAUGCAAAGGGGAAGAACAAGAGAGUGGCAAGAAAGAUGUGCUAAGAAUCUUGAAAUUAGUCGAAGGGGAACUUGGAAACAAACCCUUUUUUGGUGGUGACAAUUUAGGGUUCGUUGAUAUAUCACUUAUACCAUUUUAUAGUAGAUUUUAUACAUGGGAAACUUUUGGUAAAUUUAGCAUUGAAGAAGAGUGUCCGAUUUUAGUUUCAUGGGCCAAAAGGUGUUCGGAAAAGGAAAGUGUAGCAAAGUCUCUUGUUGAUCCAAUCAAGAUUUACGACUUCAUUUUGUAUCUCAAUAAUUAUCUCACAAAGUAAAUGUUUGGUGGUUUUUGUGUAUGUUUUUAGUAACAAUUGUUCAGAAUACAUGAAUAAAGAAUGAUCGUUUGAUGUAAAAAAAAAUGUUAACUUUAUGGCAUUAUAUAUUGAAUAAUGGUGUUAAAAAGUA
Molecule: messenger RNA, 818 nt
Organism: Lactuca sativa (garden lettuce)
Lineage: Eukaryota; Viridiplantae; Streptophyta; Magnoliopsida; Asterales; Asteraceae
Product: putative glutathione S-transferase parC
Biological process (GO): glutathione metabolic process
Cellular component (GO): cytoplasm
Molecular function (GO): glutathione transferase activity
Source: RefSeq, a predicted model, not a curated record